Molecule: messenger RNA, 777 nt
Organism: Eremothecium sinecaudum
Lineage: Eukaryota; Fungi; Ascomycota; Saccharomycetes; Saccharomycetales; Saccharomycetaceae
Gene: SRB5
Product: Srb5p
Exons: 1
Coding region: 1-777 (258 amino acids)
Biological process (GO): regulation of transcription by RNA polymerase II; termination of RNA polymerase II transcription
Cellular component (GO): core mediator complex; mediator complex
Molecular function (GO): transcription coregulator activity
Source: RefSeq, a predicted model, not a curated record
AUGGUCCAACAGUUGAGUUUGCAUUCGGUAAUAGAUGAUGACUCUUUUGAACUGCUAAUAUUAACGAUAUCUAAACUCUCUGGAAGAUCCCCUGUCAUCUUCGCAAAUCUUAAUCAUGUAGCAGUGCCAAACCCUAAAUACGACAUAGAAAAGGUGAAUGCUAAGAAUCAGCUUGUGGAACAAACAAGAAUUAGGAUAAUAGAAGAUAUUCCAAUAGCAAAACUCAAUUCCAACCAAAUUAGCUACAAGAUAUGUGGAAAGUUGAAAGGUGACGACCUACCGAUAGAUAUGAAAUACUUGCAAUCAGUACCUCAUAAUAGCAGUGGAGAUGCCCGCCCAUGGUGCUUAAAUCUGCGCGAUAUUCCAUAUGCAGGAAAAGAUAGGAAGGUAUGUAUGCAGGCUAUGCUCGAAUCGGUGAUUUCUUCUACUGGUGGUGCUAAGUCAUCGAUAUAUUCCUUCCUUGGAGAACUUGGGUACGUACCCGAGUACCAAUUCAUAGAAAUCGGUACUAUGUUUUACAUGGAAGAUGGACUGGUAUUUAAGAUCUUUAAGGUUUGGGAUCUUGAUAAUGAAAAUGAUAAAACAACUCUAAUUACCAAGGGUGGGUUUUUAGUUAAAGUAUAUGUUAACGUUGCUAAAUCGACCGAUAUCGAGGCCAUUAACAACGGGACUGCUAACCUGCUAAACAUUAAAAGGGAAUUGAAGGAAUACAUAGAUUUGACUGUUCCGGAUAGGAAAUGCAUGGAUUCCCGGAUAGGUCACUUGAAUGAUUUCUAA